ACCAAUCCCCAGCUCAUCAUCUCCCUCACGACACUGCCACGUAGUAUCCCCUGCUCCUGACUCUGCUGCGCGUUGAACCUCCGUUAAAAUGUCUUCGGCCGCAGUUUUCACUAAUGUGUGUUGCUCCCUAAAUCCCCCGGGGUCGCCGGGCUCGGCAUCUAUGUCAUUCGGUCAGAGACGCCUGAAGCAUUUACAUUAUUUCAGUGCUUGUAGCAGAGCUUUUUCAGGGAAUGCUAAAAAUCUAUCGGCUUUUCAGCUGGUUAGACGGGCUGUCUUCAGUGCUCCAGCCAUAUAGACAACAACAACUUGACAUAGUUUACUGUUGGUUCCCAUACAAAGGCAAUGGUUGCCAUCUUGUUUUCAAGAUUUUUGUUCUCCAUGUCUAGGGGCAAUGACCAUCAGAGAAAAGAGAGUUUUUCUCUAAAAUGCUCUAGGAUUAGAAGCUUUCAAGAUGAGGGUGGUGAAAUGUAUGAAGCCCCAAAGCAUAAAGAUAUCACAGAUGAACAGGUUGUUGAUGAGAUACUUAGAGAUGCAGACAGUGAAAAUACUGACAUGGGAGAAUUGUUUCUGCUAAAAUUGGCAGUUAUCUUGGCUGUAGCCGUAAUUCUCACUGUCCUAUCAUUUGGAGAAAAUGGUGCUAGUCUUGGAUCAUUAGUUGGAGUUCAAUGCCUGAGUGAGGUUUCUUCUUCUUCCUCUUUGGUUGUGGCUUCUCCUAUUGGUUUCACUUUCAAUGCUUUUGGAUAUAGAUUUAUACUUCCGGAAUAUGCACCAGGAUGGUUGUACUUUUGGUUGCUUAUGGCUGCUGGGUGCGGACUUUUUAUCAGUGAAGAGGCUCUAAAUAUUUGGGUUGGCAUAUCUCUAGCACGGAUGUUGUCACUGGGUGGUACAUGGCACUUGCUUGUUGAAUCUCUAUUGAGAAAUGCCCCACACAUAUUAUCCACUGUUCUUUGGGUAUAUUGGGGAGUUUGCAUCAGUGAUAUGAUACCAUUUUACCUUGGGAAGUGGUUCAGACAAAGUGGAGGAUCUGAUGAUGUUUGUUCGAAGUUGGGAAUUGGUAAAGAGAAGGCACUAAGUAUUACUCGCGCUGUUAAAAAAUAUGGCAACCUCAUAGGCUUUGUUGAGCGAUUUUCUUUGGGAGUGAGAAACCCAACAGCUUUCUUAGCAGGGGCCAUGGGUAUAUCUCCUGAAUAUUUCUUUGCUGGAGUUUGUUGUGGGGGCUUGAUCACUCUUCCAAUUCAGCUGGGGAUUGGAUUUCUGUUAAGAGAACGUCCUGUCUUUGCUCUCACUACUGUUGCUACAGCAGUGGGAAUCUGGACUGUGUUUCCUUAUCUUGUGGCCGCUUCAACAGCAUUGUUCCUUUUCCUGCGACGUCGCUACUCAAGCUAGCCCUGCUGAACUUUUCAAGCGAAUAAGCUGAGGAACAGAGGAUAAAAAUUCAGACAGGAAGUAGUAAGGUAUAUAACCGGUUUGUGGUUGGAUGGUUGUUGCAACCUUUAGUUGAAUAACCAUCUCCAAUCUCAUUUCUUAAUAAGAAAUUUAGCUUUCUAUGCUGUAGAUGGAGUAAGUUGUUUAAAAAAAUUGGUAACUUUAGGCAUAUUAGAUUUUGUGCAUUUGUGUGUAAUGCAUAACAUAGCUUCAGGACUAAAAAAUGCCUCUAUGGGAAUCGAACUCACGCCACAGGGUUAAAGCCAUGCACUGUACCGGCUAAGAACCGUGCACUCUACUAGCUGAGCUAAGAUGACUAGAUGAAAUUAUUGUUUCUCUUUAGAGUAAUAGUAGUUAAUCAUUUGUAGGCUAAAAGACCAAAUCAGUGCCCUAACUUUUC
Molecule: messenger RNA, 1825 nt
Organism: Rubroshorea leprosula
Lineage: Eukaryota; Viridiplantae; Streptophyta; Magnoliopsida; Malvales; Dipterocarpaceae
Source: the annotation of a GenBank genome assembly